Messenger RNA from Clavispora lusitaniae ATCC 42720, 2238 nucleotides. It is a transcript of the gene SCH9, whose product is annotated as serine/threonine protein kinase. Gene Ontology annotation, cellular component: cytoplasm; nucleus. The record is from RefSeq and is a predicted model, not a curated record. NCBI's taxonomy places the organism in Eukaryota, Fungi, Ascomycota, Pichiomycetes, Serinales, Metschnikowiaceae. Gene Ontology annotation, molecular function: protein serine/threonine kinase activity; ATP binding. Gene Ontology annotation, biological process: protein phosphorylation.
AUGGCAGACUUUGCAAAGUCCAUUCUCAGCAUGAGCGGCUUCAACCUCAAGGAGUCGUCGCCUGCUUCCCAAACGGAAUCCUAUAAUGGCCUUGACUCGUCUAUAUCCACAUUGGAACAAUCCAAUGGCGAUGAAAGCGCCGCCAAAAAAUUCUUCGCCAAGAGUUUAGCAGCUCCCCCUACCACUGCUGUUUCCAACAACUCCUUGGCUUACGGCACAACCACAUCUGCCGCCGAAGCCCACCCUCUGAACCCGCAGCUGGGCCACAACCAGAUCCUCAACGAAUUGCAUCCUUACUACUCCGACAGCACAUCCGCUACGCAGCUGAACGAACACGCGGCCGUUUCUGCUGCGGCGGCAUCUGCUGCAGCUGCUGUUUCCAAUUACGGAAUCAACAAAAACAUCAAUUCAGCGCCACCGGCCCAACAACAACAACAACAAGCCACGUCUGUGGGCUCUUCAUCGUCGUCUUCCAACCCGGUGAUCAUCACAACCGACGAAAAGGGCAAACACAUCAAUGCCUCCUCCCAACCAAAAGGAAAGUUGAAGGUUUGUAUCAUCGGAGCCAAAGACUUGAUGGUUUCUGAAUACUCCCAGCCAUAUGUCGUGUCGACCUUUGAGAGCUCGGAGUUUGUGAACAACGCAACCCCGUCCUUAAGUAAAUCACCAAUGUUCCCGCCGAAAUCCGCGGGUUUGCCCAUGAGACAACCAACAGAUAUGAGACCUGCGUUGUACCAAAGACAAUCGUCGCAGCUCAAUUUCUCUCACGGCGAAACAAACCCCACAUGGAACCACGAAGCGGUGUUUGAUGUGGUGGGAACAAAGUCCGAGUUGGAAAUCUCUGUUUAUGAUGCGGCAAAAGACGAUGCUUUCCUCGGCCAGAUCCGCAUUUUCCCCAACACAGACUCGUCUACGUCAAACAAGAGCAGCGACGCCGAGUGGAUCCCUUUGAAGGCUCGUGUGGUUGGAGAACGAGUGACUGGUCACUUGCAAAUCAAAUGGGAGUACACUAGUGUCGACUCGAAAAAGCUGUACGGCCCAGAAGACUUUGAAGUUUUGCGCCUUCUUGGAAAGGGUACGUUUGGCCAGGUCUAUCAGGUCAGAAAGAAGGACAGCGGCCGGAUUUAUGCCAUGAAAAUCUUGUCCAAGAAGCUCAUUGUUAAGAAGAAGGAAAUUGCCCACACAAUCGGCGAGAGAAACAUCUUGGUGAGAACUUCUGCUGCGGCGUCGCCGUUCAUUGUUGGUCUCAAGUUCUCGUUCCAAACACCGACAGAUUUGUACUUGGUAACUGACUACAUGUCUGGAGGUGAAUUGUUUUGGCACUUGCAAAAAGAGGGCCGCUUCAGCGAAGACCGCGCGAAGUUUUAUAUUGCUGAGUUGGUUUUGGCCUUAGAACACUUGCACGACAAUGAUAUCGUUUAUCGUGACUUGAAACCCGAAAAUAUUCUUUUAGAUGCUAAUGGGCACAUUGCCUUGUGCGACUUUGGCUUGUCCAAGGCCAAUUUGAAUAACGAUGGAACCACAAACACCUUUUGUGGAACAACCGAAUAUUUGGCUCCAGAAGUUUUGCUUGACGAAACUGGAUACACGAAGAUGGUGGACUUCUGGUCGCUUGGCGUUUUGAUUUUCGAAAUGUGCUGUGGUUGGUCUCCGUUUUAUGCCGAUAACACCCAGCAAAUGUAUAAGAACAUUGCGUUCGGAAAAGUCCGCUUCCCCAAAGAGGUGUUGUCGCCUGAGGGAAGAUACUUUGUCAAGGGUUUGUUGAACAGAAACCCUAAACAUAGACUUGGAGCGGUGAAUGACGCCCGCGAAUUGAAGGCCCACCCAUUCUUCCAAGAUAUUGACUGGAACUUGUUGAGGGCAAAGAAUAUUCCUCCUCCAUUCAAGCCUCACUUGUCAUCGGAGACAGACACGUCGAAUUUCGACCCAGAGUUCACGAAUGAGUCUACUUCUGUUCUCAAAAAGCACAUGGAGAUGGCCUCAACGCCGCUUUCGCCUGGUAUCCAGGCCAACUUCAAGGGUUUCACGUACGUGGACGAUUCGGCAAUGGAUGACCAUUUCAAGUCGCAACGGUUCAACUCUUUCCGGAACCCAGGCUCAUUCAUACCUGGAAAUCCCAACUUGCCUCCGGACGACGAGGUCAUUGAAGACCAGAUCGACGAAGAAGAUGAGAUGGACAUUGACCAGGAUAAUAACACCGAGAGCGAGGAGUUUGUCAAUGGCCGCUUUGACUUGUAA